AUGAGCGAAGCCUUCGCCAUAGUAACUGCGGAUUCUCUGGUAUAUUCAAAUGUCCUUGUGUACUCCCCUCGACCAACUCUUGAUGGUGUACUUCACCAGGAAGGUGCAGUCAUACCUGUUCAGUGCCAAUACCGCAGGUGGUACAGUGUUAACAGUGUGGCAGUGGCACCCACUUGGAUCCCAUUUGCAUCUACUGCUUCAGCCACAGAUUUUCUGGAUUUUAGCCUCCGAUUGAUGAGUGAUGACUGGCAGAAUGAGAGGGGCUCAAAUGUCUAUUUUCUCGGGGGUGCGAUACAACUUCAAGCAUCGGUUACCUUGGCAAAACACUCCCCCCUCCUCCUGUUUUUUGACUGGUGUGUGGCUACACCAACUUUUGGCUUUGAUACUAGUGACCUCAAAUAUUCCUUUGUAGAUUAUCAUGGAUGUCUUGCAGACAGUAGGAGUUUGUACUCUCGCUCCAAGUUCUUGUCGAGGAGUCAAGGCAACAGAUUAAACCUGCUACUGGAUGCCUUCAGAUUCCACAAACUGACCAGCAACUUGGUGUUCAUCACAUGUUACCUGAAGGCCAUCCCUACUGUGUAUUCUGUGAGCUCUCAGAAUCGAGCAUGUUCUUUUAUUGAUGGAAGGUGGCAGUCUGUGGAUGGAAAUGAUGAGGUGUGUAACACCUGUGAGCCGUCCAAACAAACUGCGGCAGAGCCUAAACCAAUCCAGCCUUUCCGCAUCACACUAGCCCCUCCCGUCAGGCAGCCUUAUUUGGCCCGAAAACCGGGACCUGCUAAUUUAUUUAGUGUGAGACCCGUUCAGUCAUUAGAACCCUUUAAAUCUUUCAUGCAAUCAAGGCAGUAUGCUUAUGGUGGUCUGUCAAAGAAAGGAACCGACGCCAAAGGCUGGGGUAAGAUUGCCACCUUGGGUCCUCUAUUUCUGACCCCAAAGCAAGAAACGACCACCCAAUCAACUGGGUUCCCACAAUCCGGCCCAGCUGAGGUCUUCUUGGCAUCCGUUGCUGAGGAGCCAGAGCUCUUAUUCAAAUCGACCAAGAUGAGUCCCGUGAUUGAUGAGCUGGAGUUUAAAACUGAUCAAGAGACUGGAAGCUUCAGUCCAUUAGAGAAGGGCCUGUUCCUUAAUGCUUCUCUUUUCAGUUUAGAUGAGGGGAGUGGGUUUGAACAAUGACCUGCCGCUUAAGAAAAAUUAGCUCAAGGAAAAAUGGAAGCUGACAAUGUGACUUUCUAAAAAUAAAAUUUUAGAACAUCUUGUCUUGUUCCUUGACAUUUCUUUAAAUUCUGUGGUCAGAAAUAUGUUCAUGCAUUAAUACAUGCAUUUCAAUUGUUGAAGUUUGUAUUUGACAAAAAUUGCACAUUC
Messenger RNA from Sinocyclocheilus anshuiensis, 1359 nucleotides. RefSeq names its product zona pellucida sperm-binding protein 3-like. The record is from RefSeq and is a predicted model, not a curated record. Bases 1 to 1170 code for a protein of 389 amino acids. Gene Ontology annotation, cellular component: extracellular matrix. NCBI's taxonomy places the organism in Eukaryota, Metazoa, Chordata, Actinopteri, Cypriniformes, Cyprinidae. Gene Ontology annotation, molecular function: acrosin binding. Gene Ontology annotation, biological process: positive regulation of acrosome reaction; binding of sperm to zona pellucida; egg coat formation. The transcript has 8 exons.